Molecule: messenger RNA, 1377 nt
Organism: Caenorhabditis bovis
Lineage: Eukaryota; Metazoa; Nematoda; Chromadorea; Rhabditida; Rhabditidae
Source: the annotation of a GenBank genome assembly
AUGGCGGUUCUUGGAUUUCACGUAGUGAUAUGUUUAAUAGCGAUCACAUUAAUAUCGAAACUAGUUAGUCGCGCAUCAUUCGUCAGCUUUUUUAUUACAAACGGGCUUUAUCGCGUUUUGGCACCGUCGAAUCAUGAGCUGAAAGCGCUUAUGCCGCAAUCAAAAGAGAAAUUGAAUCAGAGGAAUCGGAGGAAGAAGAGGGAUGAAGAAGAAGCUGAGGGAUUCAAUGUGCCGAAAUCCACUCCGAUUCAACUUCAUCGAGCACCGGUCGACGUUCGCGAUCUCGUCCAAUUUGAGCUUUACACAUCGCUUCAUUGGAUUUGCCUUUGUGUUCCGAUUUGUUUCAUUGUUUAUGCGAUCUCUGAAACCUAUAAUUACAUUUCUCCUCAAAACACGGAUUUCAAUGUGACAAUUAUUCUCCUAUUGGUUUUCGUCGGAUUCAUUUUGCAGAUUCUGAUGAGCCUUUCAUCAUACCUCGUACUAAAUGUUGAUGAACGCGGAUUCAUGCUAUCAAUCGGCGCCCUCUAUUUCCUAUUCUCAUUCAUUUUUGCGAUGAGCGCCCAACGUGUAUUCGAUAUUCAAAUGUUGGAAGCCUACGACACUCUUGGCAAAAAUAUUGCGGAGUUUGUGAAAUCGGCGGACAUUCUUGGCAACGGAAGCACGUCAAUCGCCGACUAUCGGCCCGACAAUCCGCUAUUCUUGUACAUUUCGCUGUCGGUGUUCUUCUCGAUGCUAUCGGCGAUGUUUUUGUUUCCCAACUUUCGUUGUGCCAUCAUGUACCUGAAAGCCAUCGAGAAUGAGGGUCCGACUUAUCGAACGCUUUCUCAUGUGACAUUCCUGAUUCCCGCCGUUGUUCUCGCGUUGUUCUUGAAGCCUGUCACCCAUCAGAUCGUUGACGGACCACGAAAAUUUUUGACCUACAGUCAAUUAAACAUUCUCCGAAUAUAUUUGGUGAUUGUUUGGCUUAUGUUCAAGUUCUUCACGAGAAUUCCGCAUUUGCAGGCGCACUUGAAUUUGUCGUAUGACAAAGUGAUGGACUUGCAGAAGGAAUCGGGAAAGGUCAAAAACUAUGCCUUACAAUCAAUGAUUCUCCGUUAUUAUCGCUACAUUUGCUGCGCGGCGAUUCAGUACUUUGGUCCCGCGCUUCUCGCAGUUUUCUUCGCAUUGAUCCUUAAAACGACAGGAGGAUUGUCGUGGCUUGGUGAGCCGGUGACGAUCGACACUGGUCUCAACGUCGUCGGACCGAUUCGAUAUGUGUUCGACGUCGUCGUGUGCCGCGCGUUCUUCUCGUUCCUCCUCGUCGUCACGUUGCUCAUCAAUUUCAGUCUUCAACUGAUGGGUGUUGUCUAUCACUCGUAUUUUGUUAAAUCUUCAUAA